Molecule: messenger RNA, 1507 nt
Organism: Ostrea edulis (European flat oyster)
Lineage: Eukaryota; Metazoa; Mollusca; Bivalvia; Ostreida; Ostreidae
Exons: 2
Coding region: 258-1037 (259 amino acids)
Source: RefSeq, a predicted model, not a curated record
CGAAUUUGGUAUUAUCUCUAUGUGAUAAAUGUAUUCCUAUAUAUUCCUUUAGUCGAGCUAAAGUUGUGAAUCCGGAAGUGGAUUGAAAGUUACCGAUACAUUGACCAAUCAAAUAGCUAGAUUUUAGCCAAUCAUAAUGCUCAGUCACUAUCCAAUCAGCUUGAAGCUGUAGGGUAUAAAUACUGCGAAACAAAGUCAGUCUACACUGAUCUGGACCAAGAAGAACAUCGCUUAAAAGAGAAAGCUUAACAACGAAGAUGCCUCCAAACACAAAGACUACUACAAAGAAGGAAUUUAAAUGUCCCAUGUGCCCAGUUAAAACGUAUAAUCUGGGAGCCAUGAAGGAACAUUUAGCAAGUUGUGGCUUACAGAAGAUGGAAAAGAGGUACACUUGUACAGCAGGCACUUGUACUUACCGUACCAACAGACUGGCGAAUUUGAAUAGACAUCGGAAACGGCAUGAUGAGACAAAGGCCAAAGAGUCCGAUGGAGAAUGGGCUAAAAAUGAUCCAGGGAAUCUCAGUGACGUCUUGGGAGAUUUAAGUACAGACACUGAUGCAGACGUUAGCCAGGGAAUCAGUUCUUCAUUCACUGGGUGUGACUAUAUACCUGUGAGGAAGCCGACUCGACCUGCUAAAGUGUUUGUUCCACCACCAAAACCGGUGUUGCCAUCAGUACAGGAGGUACCAAGUUACGAUUUACCGACUGUAUCGGUAGUGACACCUGAAGUCCCGCAAAGUGAAAUUCUGUCAUCCACGAGAGCAUCGUCAUCUGUAGUGACCAGGAAUUCACCGACAGCAACGCAAAUUGAACAUGCCACUUCGGAGUUACCUCCCCGACGUCUGGCUGCGAGUUUGCAUCCACCUAGGUUUGCUUUAAAGCGAAGUCGUCUUGACAAUAUUGAAAGAGUGGACGUUGGGUCUCAGACGUUGCAACCAGCUCAGAAGACGACUCGUUGGACAAUUACAAGGUGGACAGAUAAUGGGAAAGACUAUGAGGAGAUUCAGCUGGUAGAGGACCUAUUCGAUGCUAUAUAAGAUUUUCGUGUCAUUGACUUAUUACGUUAACAAAUUAGUGUAGAUUUUUUUGUUGUUGCAAACAUUGUUCAAAGCUGUGAGAAAACAGCAGUGAAACGAGUUUAAUUUUUAUAUCUUUCUUGUAACUUUUCUUGAAAUGCUCAUAUUAAAAUCAUUUGAAAAACCUGUCCAAUGUUGAGUUAUGCGAGGACGCAUAUUUUUAUUGAGGCGUGGGUAAUGAAACGAAUUUGGUAUUAUCUCUAUGUGAUAAAUGUAUUCCUAUAUAUUCCUUUAGUCGAGCUAAAGUUGUGAAUCCGGAAGUGGAUUGAAAGUUACCGAUACAUUGACCAAUCAAAUAGCUAGAUUUUAGCCAAUCAUAAUGCUCAGUCACUAUCCAAUCAGCUUGAAGCUGUAGGGUAUAAAUACUGCGAAACAAAGUCAGUCUACACUGAUCUGGACCAAGAAGAACAUCGCUUAAAAGAGAAAGCUUA